Molecule: messenger RNA, 7843 nt
Organism: Paramuricea clavata
Lineage: Eukaryota; Metazoa; Cnidaria; Anthozoa; Malacalcyonacea; Plexauridae
Source: the annotation of a GenBank genome assembly
GACGGAAAUUUUCAGGUCAGUUUUACGAUAUCCUCAAAACAAUGAUAUCAUGAAAAAUUAAUAAUCUCACUUUAUUUGACUACAGACAUCCGCAGCUAAAACACUGAGAAAAAUAGUCAGGAAAUAAUUAUAAUGAUGACUUCUCUACGAUCAGAAAAAGUUCGUACAGUAGUCGUGAUUCUGUUGCUGAUAUCUAUGCAAUGGCUGAUAACUGAGGGAAAGGUAUAUUAAAUUUAAAUUUACUGUUAUAUUACAGACGUUGCAUAUUGAAAAUAGCUCAAAAUCCUUCUGGGGACAUUUGUAUAUGUGGGAGAGCCACAAGAACGCAGCAAAAUUCCUGAGAUUAUUAAGAUAUACUAAAAAUUAUUAACAAUAUAACAGUUAGAAAAUCGCGCUAAUUGUGAGCGAGUUGGGUCUAUAUUGCGUGCCACGUCAUUACUCCCUUGUUCGCGAUUACGACCCUCAUCAAGAAAACAGUGUUAAAUUUUCACUAUAAUUAGAUGUAAAAUACGUGCUUUUAAAGUGCACCCCAAAAACUGGACAAAUUAAGGCUUAUCUGUUCUUUACCCUUCUUUCGUCAGUUGUCUGUUUGUUCUAAAUCGAAAGAAGGGAAACAAACCUUGUAUCGUAAGGUGUCAGGAGAUGACGGAGUUUUGAUAUGCAUCAAAAACAGUGGACAAUAUGUGUGGAAAUUUCUAGAUGGUAAGGUUAUAGGGUAGGCCGAGGUAUAGGUAGGCCGAAGGUACAGAUUGAUAAUCUAAGUGCUAAGGAAUUGUCAUAUGUUUAAAAGAUUUUAAAAUUUUAACAAACAAAUUUGGAUAUAAUUUUUGUAGUUUUUCUUUCAAUUUUCCAAGAAAGUUUCAUGAUUUUACUAUAUUUUCAAUAUCCUGCUGUAGGUUCCUCUACGCUUGGUGAAAGCUUCAACCCCGCAAAAGAUUGCUCUGAUAUAGUAGACAAUCUUCCCGAAGCAAAAGAUGGUUUUUAUUGGAUAAAACACACUAAGGGAAAACCUUCCAAGGUAUCGCAUCUCACAAAAUUUUUUCUAGUUAAGACCAGGGUCUCUUUAAAAUAUCAGAGGGGAGCUUAUUUGAAGUGUGGUGGGGGCUAAAUAGAGGGGACAUAUAAAACAUGAGAACGCAGCUCGAGUGUUUUAUAUCUGAUAAAGCACGAACUGCGAGUGUUUUAAAUGACUUCAAAAACUCAUUAAUAAUUCAUGAAGCAAUUAUCCAAUCUUGAGUAAGAAAUUAGUCACGUGCAUACGUCUUUAUACCAGCUAAAGAACACUUUAACAAAAGACCAUUGUUAUGCAAACUAUAUAAAGAUUUUUAUAUAAAGAUUUUCACUGAUAUAAAGAUUUUUAUAUAAAGAUUUUGAUAUAAAGAUUUGACUUAUUAUGCAAACGUUUUUGAAGCCAUUUAAAAAACUCGCAGGUCGUGUUUUAUUAGGUCUAAAGCCACUCGCGCUGCGCGCUCGUGGCUUUAAACCUAAUAAAACACUCCUGCUCGUUUUUUAAAUAGUACUUAAAAAACUACACAUCUGAUGAGUUCAUUAGCGAGGUAUUUUUAGGAAUAAACGUUGUCUAAGCCGAGAAAAUCAAAGCUAAAGUUUAUAAGAAUUAACAUACUUUUAUCACAUAUAAAACCACGGAAGUGAUUUUCUUUGUCUUUUCCUCAUCAAUUAUUAAUAAUUUUUCCAAUAUAACUAAUACCCAUGUAAACGUUUCGUAGUUAUGAUAGGGGAGGGAACUCAAUAGGGAGGAAGGCAUCAAAGAGAGGUGGGGUUAACGAGAGGAGCUGAAUAAAUUUCUUCCUACAAAAAGGGGGGACUUAUUACAGAGGGGCUUUAUAGGAGAGAGAACUUAAUAAAAUAUUUAGAUCAUGGUAUUAAUAGUAUUAUUAUGCUGCCUAAACAAUCCCUAGGCGUGGUGUGAUACACAUACAGACGGCGGGGGGUUUACGUUGAUCGGAAUGAAGAACAGUCCAAUGACGUGGAAUGUUCCAUCCAACGAGAAACCAGUAGAUCCAAUGGGACCUCCUCAUUGGUCCAGCAAGUUUGGUGACGUCAACGUGCAGGAUUUUGCAAUUCAAAUCUCAACUACUAAGAAUUUUAAAGACACAAAGGCACAUUGGUAAGUGAGAUAAAAUGAAACAACCUGUCGAAUAAGUAUUGUUAAAGAGCAAAGAUACCAUACUAUACCACAUACCAUACAAUAUACCAUACAAUAUACCAUACAAUAUACCAUACAAUAUACCAUACAAUAUACCAUACAAUAUACCAUACCUAACCUACCAUCUAUACCAGUCCAUAUAUACUUGUGGUAUUACAACUCAUAAUUGUUUUUAAUAAUUUGUAUACAGGUCAUACAGGUUAAAAACAAACCGUGCUCUUGGCAAUCUGUUUGGUGUUGGAAGUGGUGGUUGUACAGACUUUCAUUCAGGGAUUGGAAAUGUGUCUUAUGUUAAAGACAUCCUUACUGAAACAGUGGUCACUACAAAAUUCAACUGUUCAAAAUUUGGACCUCAUCAGGACAUCAACCUGGGAUGGGUAACUGUGAUAGUACACUGUUUAAAAUUUUCCUGCCUGAACUAAAAUAACAUUCAAAAAUUAUAAUUCAAAAAAGGUUGUCCUUCCGAACUCUCUAAACUGAAACUCUAAGCGCAAUAUGUUAUAUGUUAAUUUUACUGGUUAAAUUUCUUGGUUAUAUGCCAUCCCACAAAACCCUCAUUUUUUUUUUAAAUUAAAAAAUAUAAUUGAUAAAUAUGGUAAGAUUGAAGUAUUACUAACGCUAUUAUUUUGUUAAAUUAAGAAGGUCUCCAGCGACAAUAUGUCUAUUCAUAAUAUUCUUGCUUUUUCAGGGAAGGAUGAAUUCCUGUCUUAGAAACAAAUGUCCAAACGGUUAUGCAUUUAUAAAAGGAUUUCCUUUCAGACUCGACAGUCAUGGAUCUUUUAGGUAAACAUGCAGAAUGGAUCUAGUAGAAAACAAAUGUUAUUCUGAACAAAGUGUGCAUGAAUAACAUUAGUUUUAUAUUUGCUGAAUAUAUCAGCUAGUAAAGGAGAAUGGGCCUAAGCUUGUCUCUGUUGGGCCUAAGCUUUGAAUCGGAUUUCGGCUUGCAAUGUGUAUUUUCCUCCUAUCUUGUUGUGUAUAUUAAUUUUGGUCUAAUUGUGCCGAGCAUAACGUGAAAGUCUGGUUUACCGUUUUGCGCACAAUUUAAAAACGUGUACGAUAGUGUAAACCUAUAAAAAAGCUUAAACUUUUGAUCAAAAGCUAUAAAACGCAAGUUUCGUAUUGACUGAAACUGCUGCAAGAUGUUAUAGCUUUGAUCAAAGAAAUGUCUUUACUAACAUAUUAUUUGAAUUUUCAGUUAUAGUGCAAGUUCAGAGUUUUCAGGUAUCACACACGAUGCCACAGCCUUUGUUGGUUGCGAUGCUGGCAAGGUUUGUAAGAUUUUGAUAAGGUUUGUAAGCAAUACCACAGUAGAUAUGUGCGAGUAACUCCUAUGGUUCAUGCAUAGCAGAUGACCUACCCAUUGACAGUUUUGAGAACUGAGAAGAGCGUAUUUUGAAAACAUUUUUAUCCAAAUUGGGUAAUUUUACCUACUGUUUCUAUAUUUGUCUCUGAGUGUGUCCAGAUCGGGCAAGCUGAAACGUUUUACCACUCGAUAAGGUAACAUAUAUAACGGUAAUAGUACCACAGAUUUUAACUGUUAAGGAAUUGGAAUAUCACUAAUAUUUCAAGUUAUUUCCGACAAUAUGCAAUGCUCACACUCCUUAUCUUUAGUGUUGUGCAUGUUUUGGACCCAAAAGUGGAAGAGGUCAUUACUGCAGCAGAAAAUGUAAAGCUGUUAAUGGUGGUACCAUCCUCACUGGUCAGGUUUACGUCUGGUACUGGAUCAGAACACGCAUGCCUGAACGACUGUGGAAAAGAUGUAUGGAGUUUAAGAUGAAGACUGAAGCUGGGAAAUUUGAAACGUAUUAUAUUGAUAGAAAGACCGGCACUGCUCAUAAGGUAUUGUGCGGGGGGGGGGGUUGUGGUUAAAAUAGGGCAGGAAUGAAUAACAGUCAAUUUGUAGCAAAAACGUCUUUUCGAAGAAACAUUGAGAAGUUUCGUAGAAUUAAGCACUAUCGUGCACAAGACCUUGUUUGGGAAGCAAAUGAAUAAUACUAUAGAAAUCAAUUUUCAUGCCUAUGAGUCUCGAUAGUUCUUGAAAUAUGCACAAAAGAUUUUUCAAUAAAUGUGAAAUUCAUUUUAUACAAUUUUUUAUACAGGGUACAUGUUCAGAACAAUUUCAAACAUUCUUGAAUGAAGGUGUAAGUCAAUAUAGUUUCUUAGCUUCACAAAUUAUGUUUUGUCUGCAUCCGGAGUUUCAUUGAGUUUAAUAAUACUCUAUGAAACUGUGAAUGCAGAGUUUCAUAAUUAUUUUUUAAAUGUUUGCUGUUGAAUCGAAGCCUAUACAAUCAGUUUGAUAAAUUAUUAGCUGUUAUUGUUAACUCUUUCAGACACUCCUGGUAAAAAACAAGGAAAGCUUUAAAAAUCUCCCACCAGUUCCAGGACUGCUCUUAUAUCGCGAGGACAACGAAAAACUUUAUGUCAACAAAGGAAAUAAAUGGGAUGAGAUAAGUAGUGAAAAAGAAGUGAGUUAAGUUGAUAUACUGUAUGUCCUUUCAAUUUGAUAUAUGUCCUUUUUUAUGAUUCAUGGCCAAUCCCCAGUCGUGAAAAACCUAACAUGAUUUUAAAAGCAGUUGCUACGACGGCAUCGAUGUUUAUUUUUCGCUACCAAUAUUCAAAUGACUGGACAUCAUUGGGAAGUGUUGUUUUUACACAACUCUCGCAAAAUGGGUAAAGAAAAUUAUGAGUGACUACCUUCAACGCUGAACCGCCAAUUCUGUAAACUCGCGCGCGCUGUCGCGCAGGCGCUUGACUUAUAUAGUUCAAUUCAAUUCAAUUAUUUACAAGACAAACAUAACGAAAGAUGCAUGUGACGAAGAAGCCCAAGUAGAAACCAUAAGGCUUAUUGAGUUAUGGGCUUCCACAUUUAUAAAAGUAUUACAAUAGUUUAUUCACAGAUGUGCUAUAGUAGUCAGAUAGACUUGACUCAACUAAAUUUGGCAUAUCUGGGUUUUAGAGUAUUAAAACCCAAGUAUUAAAAACAUGUUAUAGUCGAGAGAAUAAGAAGUUUCUUAAUUUGAAUUUGAAUUGUUGAAGAGUUGGUGCAUUACGAAUAUCGUUACUCAAUGUAUUAAAAAAACUUGAACCUUGAUAGGACACAGAAAAUUGACGUAACUUAGUUCUACACAACGGUACAUAUAACAAUUCAGCUGUCCGCAAGUCAUAGCCAUGCACCUAUUUUACUCGUAACACCAGGUUGUCAAAGUUUCUAGGAAGCCUAUUAUUUAUGUAUAAAAACAUGAAUUUCCCCAGAUUGUAAAAAUAAAUAUCUUUGAACUUAAAUAUUUGAUUAUCUUUAAAUAAUGGAUGAGUGUAGGCAUCAAAUUCUACCUUAUUGAUAAUUCUAAUCACCCUUUUUUGGCCGAGCAAUAAGAGACGAUUUAAUUUAUAAGGGUAUGUUGAACCACACACUGUUACACAAUAUUGUAAAUAAGGAUAGACAAGUGCAUAGUAUAGUGUACGUAGAGCUACCUUGGUGACACAAAAACUUACUCGAUAUAUGAUACCAACCGAUCGAGAAAUUUUACUAGCAAUAUGCGAAAUGUGAAGUGACCAAGACAAGUGUUCAUCCAGGAUCACUCCAAGAAAAACUACAUGAUCUGUGCCAUGUAGUGCAUGAUCAUUUAUAUACAGCGGCAAACUAGUAAUUUGUCUCUUUUGCCGUGGUCUAAAAAUAAUAUAAUUUGACAUCUUUAAAUUUAAAGAGAGCUUAUUGGCUUUAAACCAAUCAGAUAACUUAAGUAACUCUAUAUUGACGAUCGAUGUUGGUCAAGUUAGAUAGAUAUCUCAUGAUGAGAAAAAAAUAGAUUGGUAUCGUCAGCAAAUAAGACCAAUUCCAAGGCAUCUGAGACAUUGCAAAUAUCAUUAAUAUAUAUCAGAAAUAGUAAUGGCCCAAGUACAGACACUUGAGGUACUCCACAUCUUAUAGUAUUAAACGAGGACGUUACCCCAUUGCAUUCAACAUAUUGUUGUCUGUUUGAAAAAUAAUUUCUUAGCCAAUUAAGUGCCAGGUCACGAAUUCCAUAAUGACUGAGUUUUUCGAAGAGAAUUUCAUGAUUUAUAGUAUCAAAUGCCUUUGAGAGGUCUAAAAAAAUCCCCACUGCAUAUUCUUUUUUAUCAAUUGCUGAUGUUAUCUUGUCUAUUAAAUCAAGUAAAGCUAAUGAAGUAGAUUUAGUUUUCCUAAAACCAUAUUGGUAUAAUAUACCGGUUUACUGUAUAUAUUACUCUAUAUAGUGUUAUUAUUAAGGUAAUAUAGAGGAAUCCGGUGUGGCAUGCCUAGAACUUGGCAAUCUCGUUCAAGACAGAAGAACCAGGGGAUGAUUCAAUGUGUGGGACCAUUAUACUCCUUUAAACCGUCGGUUUGCAGGCUAUAGGCAUGAUGGGAAUGAAAACACUUGAACUCCAACGUUUUUUUGUCAUUUUUCGUUCCCUCGACUGUACCAUGCCUAGAGAAAAAUGUCAUGUUACAUUAAAUUUUAAAAUAAAGCCUUUGUCCAACGGUAUAACGUAUACAGUUGUGACUGAUGUUAUAUAAUAUGCCGGUUUACUGUAUAUAUAACCUACAAGAACAAAUAAGCAGUCUAUUUUGGCUUGUGCUGCAUUUUAAUUAAUCAGCUAGUGCAUUUAAAUAUUUUAGACAGAGAAUUUAACAGCUCAAGUUAAACAUCUCCAAAAGAAUUUACAAAACAAAAAUUCUCAACAAGACACGAAAACUCAAAACCUGGAAACAAAUACGAAUGCAAAGUUACAAAGUCUUAUCAAGAAAAACUCUCAACAAGAUUCGCGAACUCAAAAACUGGAGACAAAUACAAAUGCAAAGUUACUAAGUCUUAUCAAGAAUAAUUCUCAACAAGACUUGCGAACUCAAAAACUGGAGACAAAUACAAACACGAAGUUGAAAAGUCUUGAAGACACGUUGAAAAAGAUUGAAACAAAACUAAGCAGUAAGUCACAGCUGACUAUGCUAGACAAGAUAUUGCUUAUUGUGAAUACAGCUAUUUCAGUUAAGCUGUUAAGGUUAAUUGCAGUGACGUUCCAGAGGGGGGCGGGGGUGGGGUGGGGGUAUAGCCUAUACGGUAUUCUUUGCUAUAUAUGUAUUACAGAUAGCUGUAUUACACUUGUAUACAUAACAAACCGAUAAAUGGUUACCACUACUUGCUUAUCCCAUAAAUAUCUCAUUCCAUUAGGCGCUUGUAUUGUAUAUUUUACUACUUCUUAUAACCGUCACAAGCAAUGUGAAUAGCCUUAAUUAAAAUAACUCAAAAUGAUUUGGUGCAUGUGAAAUACCAAGUUAGGUCAAAAUUCAGGUUUUGAAUGAACAACCAUCAUUUGUGUAUAUAAAACUGAAUAAAAUUUACAUUUGUGGUGUUACUCUGAGUGUAUAUCCACACCGGGCAAAUAUCAUAUUAUAAAUAUCACAAAUAUCACAAAUAUCAUAUUCACCUGAGUACACUACACCAACACAGAAAAAAAUUUACAUUAUUUCAUUUCAUUUCAUUUCAUUUCAGGCAAGUCGGUGUAUGGUUCAAAACCAAACCCUGGAAGGUCUUGUAAAUAUAUUCUGGUUGCAAAUAAAUUAGCCGUUUCGGGUACUUACUGGAUCAAGCUCACGUCCAGUUUAAAACCCUUUCAAGUUUACUGUGAUAUGGAAACCCAAAGGGGAGGCUGGACCUUGGU